Messenger RNA from Fundulus heteroclitus (mummichog), 2154 nucleotides. It is a transcript of the gene cdc6, whose product is annotated as cell division cycle 6 homolog (S. cerevisiae). Gene Ontology annotation, molecular function: DNA replication origin binding. The coding region runs from base 158 to 1987 and encodes 609 amino acids. The transcript is spliced from 11 exons. NCBI's taxonomy places the organism in Eukaryota, Metazoa, Chordata, Actinopteri, Cyprinodontiformes, Fundulidae. The record is from RefSeq and is a predicted model, not a curated record. Gene Ontology annotation, cellular component: nucleus. Gene Ontology annotation, biological process: DNA replication initiation; cell division; mitotic DNA replication checkpoint signaling.
UCGGCGAGAGUCUCAGCUGUUCCGGAAGAAGAUUUGGCGCUAGUUUGGAGUCGGUGACCGACAGAGAGAGUUCUCUUCACGAUCCGGAGCCGAGAGGACGUGUUUUACCUCCUGCUGCAGACCUGAGCUCCUCAUCAGCGCCUGACUAGAACCAAACAUGCCUAGGACCCGCUCUCAGGGGCAGACUCAGCCCACCCUGCAGUUCCCGCGCCGCAAAUCCUGCCGAGCAUCCGUGCACCCAGACACCCCCCGGGUCAUGAAGGUCUCAGCCACGCCAGAGCGCCUUUCUGCCAGCCGGGUUCGGCUCGGGCCGAUCUCUCCGGUGCGGUCAGCACUAGUGUCACCCAGGCGGGCCGCUGCAGAGGGCCCUGUGUCACCCCUGAAGCAGAAAGCUGCUCUCCCGUCUCUCUCAGCCAAAGGCUCCACAGCUCCACCGACACCGCCUUCCUCCCCCGCCCUGCAAAGCCGAGUCCCUCUGAGCCCCCGGAAGCGCACAGGUGAUGAGAACGGCUGCAAUGUGCCGUGUUCCCCCCCGAAGCAGAAAAGACCUGAUAUGGCCGCACCCCGAAAACUGGGCUUCGACGAGAACUCCCCGGCGUCGGCCAGCGACGAGCCCCAGCAGACCCCUCCCUGUCAGCGGCGGUCUCCCAGCAGACAGGAAACGCCUCCAGGGAGUCCCCAGCCCCCCCACCCAGAGAGGAGGCCGCCUGUCGCCUGCCUGUUUCCAGACAAGUCCAGGUUUAAAAGCGUGAAGCAGGCGCUCCACACCGCCAUCCCAGAGCGUCUCCUGUCCAGAGAAGCUGAGCAGGCGUCCAUCCGCUCCUUCCUGCAGGACAAGGUGCUGCAGCGCGUCCCCAGCAGCCUCUACAUCUCAGGGGCCCCGGGGACCGGCAAGACCGCCUGCCUUAACUGUGUGCUCCAGGACAUGAAGGCUGAGCUGGCAGCAGUGAAGACGGUGCUGGUGAACUGCAUGAGUCUGCGGAGCUCCAAUGCCAUUUUCCCUCUGUUGGCCCACAGGCUGAAAGCAGCCGGUGGGCAGAGCGGCCUCCAGAAGUUUCUGACGGCCCCGGGGCCCACAGUACUCCUGGUUCUGGAUGAAAUGGAUCAGCUGGACAGCAAAGCUCAGGACGUGCUCUACACCAUCUUUGAAUGGCCGUAUCUGGCCCAGUCCCGUCUCUGUCUCAUCGGCAUCGCCAACGCUUUGGACCUGACCGAUCGCAUCCUGCCCAGACUGCAGGCCCAGCCUCACUGUCGCCCCCUGCUGCUGCACUUCCCUCCCUACAGCCGCCAGGAGCUGACCACCAUCAUACAGGACAGGCUCUCUAAGGCUGCUGCUGAGGGGAUGCUGGACACGUCUGCGGUCCAGUUCUGCGCCAGGAAGGUGUCGGCCGUGUCCGGAGACGCCAGGAAAGCUUUGGACAUCUGCAGGAGAGCGGUGGAGGCUGCAGAAGCGGCCCAAAGGCAGAAGGCGUCCGGUUCCGGCAGUGAAGCCAAAGGUAGGGUCGGCCGUAGUCCUCAGGAUGGACUCUGUGAUGAGCAGAAACUGAAACCUGAUGGCUCCUGUCUGUCAGCAGCGUCUACGGUGGGCCUCCCUCAGGUGGCGAAGGUUCUGUCAGAGGUGUACGGCGACCGCAUGGCGUCUCACGGCGGCGCUUCGGAUGGAGAGAGCUUUCCUCUGCAGCAGAAGCUGCUGGUGUGCUGCCUGCUGCUGCUCAUCCGCAGCGGGAAGAGCAAGGAGAUCAACCUGGGGAAGCUCCAUGAGGUCUACAGCCGACUGUGCGCCCAGAGGCAGGUGUCUGGAGUGGGCCAGGGGGAGUGUUUGGCGCUCUGUGCGCUGCUGGAGAGUCGGGGAAUCUUCGCUUUGAAGAAGGCCAAAGAGGCUCGUCUCACAAAGGUGUUCCUGAAGAUCGAAGAGAAGGAUGUGGAGAACGCCCUGAAGGACAGAACGCUUCUGGGCAGCAUCCUGACUGCAGGACUUCCCUCCUGAUGCCUCGUCGUCUUUUACAAUUAGUCUAAAUUAUGACUUUUUCUUUUUAAUGAAUUUUAAUGGCUUCAUUUUUUUGGUUCACUGCUCAGUUGUUUUGAGUGGGAUUCAUUGGUACUGCAAUGUUCAGUUUUUUUGUGCUGUAAAUAAACCAAUUUACAGACUUUAAA